Molecule: messenger RNA, 1812 nt
Organism: Schizophyllum commune H4-8
Lineage: Eukaryota; Fungi; Basidiomycota; Agaricomycetes; Agaricales; Schizophyllaceae
Exons: 3
Coding region: 4-1770 (588 amino acids)
Source: RefSeq, a predicted model, not a curated record
GGUAUGGCGGUCCUUCAAAGGAUCGAUGACGCUGUGGUCGAAGCAAAUCCUAGGAUCCAAGCUAAACUCCUCCAGCCACUCUCGCAGCCGAAUACGUGGCGCCGGGCCUUUCCCUCUCUGAGUGCGAAUGAUAUCCCUCGAGUCUCUUCCGAGGUCGGCUGUCCUGUCAAUCCCCGCAUUCGACGCGUCAUUGCCGAGAUGCAGGUACUCGCAACCACCCUCAUGCCUUCUUCCGAGAGAACGGCCUCCUCUCGCGUUUUUGAUGCCCUCCUUUUCGGCUUUCACACUCUAUGGGACUCGGUCUGGGCGUGGAUGGACUUCAUGAACCCUCUCUACGGCACGCUCCUCUCGAAGGGUCGCGAUCGACUCGCACUCUCCGUCACAUUGCCCGCUGUGCUCGCCAUGGCUCUGAGGCUAGCGUCGAAGGAUCCAGACCCUCAUUUUCGGGAUAGCGACACGGUUCAAGCACCUCUGGAGAUGCUCAUAGCUCUGUGGUACCACGGAUACGGGUUGGACGACUCGGACCACGCGCUUAUGCAGCUUGAACGUGACAGCGACGAAACAUUGUUCCUUCGGACGCAGCAUAGCCAGGAAACCAUCCGCGAACUCAUCCGGAAGACCGACUCGCCAUUCUACGAUCGGACGAUCGAGGCGAUGUACAAGAUUUCGCGCGGGCAUCCCGAGAGGCUUCGACGCAAAAUGCUAGCGAAUCUGGACCGCGGGCUGUAUCUUCGCCACGACAUCUCCGAUAAUUCUCUGCGACACGUCUAUAUUCAACCCAUCUACUGCCUCACACGCAUACCUUCGUACAACUUCCCUCCCUCUUCGAGCAAGACCAUACGGAGGCAGACUCAACAUUUGCUGGAACUCUCGCGCGCGCCGGACACAAUGCAACGCGCUGCCUGCCUGUGUACAGUCAUCUUCGCCCUGCAUGUCACGGAAUCUAGCGGCCGUGUCAUAUCGCUCGCACUAUCGGCCGGGCUGCUGACGGGCCUGCGCAAUAUCACCGCUCAUCUUUCCCAAACUCCACCGCAUCGCCUUUCCUUCUUGCCUGGUCUCGUGGAAGUCACGCUUACAGUCGUAUGCAUGACGUUCCGCCUUCGCCACGUAGCGAAGCGCUUCGUUCAUACGACGGACGAACUGGAUUUUUUGAGCGAGCUACCGUCGAACUUGGGCAUGUUGCCUGCGCGAUGGAAACAGCUUAUUGAUGACAAGAGAAUACUCUCGGCGGCAUGGACGGAGUAUCAGCAGAGGCUUGAACGUGCUGGACGGUGCUUCAAUAUCGAGUGCAUGUCGGGCUCAUCAGCCCUGAAGUGCUGUGUUUGUCAAAAGGCAUAUUACUGCUCAAAGCAAUGCCAACGAGCAGACUGGUACAUUCGACAUCGCGAAGAUUGUGAGGGUGAUAGUAAAGCAUGCAAGCUCGGGUUAGCGGACCGUGUAUUUGCAGGGGAACUCACACGCGGCUAUGUCAAGGCAGGUCAUUCCGUCAUACGCGAGAAGAUCGCGAUGCCGGAGUUCCAAAAGCAUCUCAGAGAAGGGCGCCACAUUGUCGUACAUGUUCGGUAUCAUGGAAAAACAUCGAACAUCGACUUCAAAGUGGACACACGGGAGUCGGAAGGAGGAUGCGCUCGACAUCCUAUGCUGUAUAUUACAGCUGACUUCGCAUAUUACCACGUCCAGGAGACUCUGAACUUAGAUCCCUUUCCCCUGCAGGACUUCUUAGAUAUGGUUGUGGUAGACCAACCGACGUACUAUUGGCAACGCUCGUAAUGACUCAGUUGAUGUACCGUGCACCUUACUUGGGAUCUGUCU